AAAAACCUCAACCAUCAUCAACGCGCUGGCGGUGCGGGGUCACGAACUAUGACCUUUAACAGAAGAAAACCAAAACAAAUAUUUUAUAAAAUAGCAGAGCGUCCUAAAUCCGCGACCGCCGUUUCCCUGAGACCUCACUAAUGACCUUACAUCAUCAUGACAGCCAACCUGAAUCUGCUCUCUCAGCAGAAAGUGGAUUCUGAGCACGAGGCAGAGGUAUCAUCCUCUCCAUCAGACUCAGUGAUGAGUGAGUCUCCACAGCGCUUUCAGGUCAUCUCCACUGAGCCUGCCACAACACCACAGCGAAUACAGAUUGUAACUGACCAGCAGACAGGUCAGAAAAUCCAGAUAGUAACAGCGAUGAACCCGUCCAGUGCUCCCAAGCAGCAGUUCAUUCUCACUACGGCUGACAGCUCAGGGGCGGGCAAGGUUAUCCUGGCCUCACCAGACAGCCACAACACUAAGCAGCUCAUCUUCACUGCUGCAGACAACCUCAUGCCAGGAAGGAUACAGAUCGUCACAGAUCCAGUGUCAAUGGAACGGUUGUUAGGACAGUCGGGGGACUUGAGCCGCCCGCAGCCAGUGGAGUACUGUGUCGUGUGUGGGGACAAAGCCUCAGGGCGUCACUAUGGAGCAGUCAGUUGUGAGGGAUGUAAAGGCUUCUUCAAGCGUAGCGUGAGGAAGAACCUGACCUACAGCUGCCGCAGCAAACAGGACUGCGUCAUCAACAAACACCACCGCAAUCGCUGCCAGUUCUGUCGGCUGAGGAAAUGCCUUAAGAUGGGGAUGAAGACUGAGUCUGUCCAAAGUGAGAGAAAACCCAUCGAUAUAGUGCCCAGAGAGAAGCAUGCCAACUGUGCUGCCUCCACCCAGAAGAUCUACAUUCGCAAGGACCUAAAUAGCCCGCUCAUCGCCACUCCGACCUUUAUCUCUGAUACAGAGACAGAUGGCUCCAGAUCCAGCCUGCUGGACCAGGGGAUGCUGGUUAACAUCCAGCAGCCGGUCAUCCAAAGUGAUGGGACUCUGCUGCUGGCCACUGACUCAAAGCUGGACUCUGGUCAGGGGGAUCUGGGGACACUAGCCAAUGUGGUGACGUCACUGGCCAACCUGAGCGACUCAUUAAAAGAAAACCUAAACAAUGGUGACACCUCAGACAGCCAGCAUGAGGAGCAAUCUGCCAGCGAGAUAACACGGUCAGUCAGCAGUGCACAGAGAGGAGGGGAGUGUGAUUCUGAGAGUGCCUUUGACACCCUGGCCAAAGUCUUCAACCCACCAGAAGCAGGGGUCGGACAGAGUCUGGCAGAUAAGUCACAGUGUGUUGCCGGAACAACAAUUCAGCUGAUUGGUCGAGACCAGGAGACCCCCAUCAUCGAGGUGGAGGGCCCGCUGCUCACUGACAGCCAUGUUGGCUUUAAGCUGACCAUGCCCAACCCCAUGCCAGAGUAUCUGAAUGUACACUACAUCUGUGAGUCAGCAUCCAGGCUUCUCUUCCUCUCCAUGCACUGGGCACGCUCCAUCCCUGCCUUCUCAGCUCUCGGUCAAGAGGCAAACACCAGUCUGGUGCGAGCCUGCUGGAAUGAGCUGUUCACUCUGGGUCUUGCUCAGUGCGCUCAUGUGAUGAACCUGUCGACCAUCCUCGCUGCCAUCAUUAACCACCUUCAGAGCAGCAUUCAGGAUGACAAACUCUCGGGGGAGAGGGUGAAGCAGGUGAUGGAGCAUAUCUGGAAGUUUCAGGAGUUCUGUAACAGCAUGACAAGGUUGGAGACUGACAGCUACGAAUAUGCCUACCUGAAGGCGAUCGUGUUGUUCAGCCCUGACCACCCAGGUGUGGACAGCAGUGGGCAGAUUGAGAAGUUCCAGGAGAAAGCUCUGAUGGAGCUGCAGGACUACGUGCAGAAAACCUAUCCAGAUGACAUGUACAGGCUGACCCGUAUCCUGACCCGUCUCCCCGCCCUGCGCCUCAUGAACUCGAGCAUCACAGAGGAGCUCUUCUUCACUGGCUUAAUAGGUAACGUCUCUAUUGACAGCAUCAUUCCCUACAUCCUCAAGAUGGAGACGGCUGAGUAUAACAGCCAGGAGUCUGACCCUGCAGAAUGACACCCCAUCACUCCAACACCUCAGAACUGUGGAUUUAAAGAUGGUACUUUCUUUGUUGCUCAGAGGUUUUAUUGCUGAACCCCAGUCCAAAAUGAACUGCGGUGGCCCCUUGUUUUCUAACGAUGCAUGGUACAAAGUCAUUCAGGAAUCCUUGGUAGAUUAAGAUCUGGCACUGGAGAGCCAGGAUGACACAUGGAAUGUCCUCUGGAUCUGAUGCAGUGUGGGUAAUCUUGAGUUUCUGGCCUAAACUCAGCCCCUCUGAAGUAAAUGAAAAAGGAAUUCUCUGCAGCUGCGACUAUGCUCGUCUCCUUUAAUGUAUUUAUAGCACUUCAAGCUCUUUUCAUGUGAACUUCACCCUCUGGCCUAAGCCUUUCAAAUUGUUGUAGUCUUAUCUAAGCCUUAUCAUGCUCUCAUGUUGAUCACAUACAUAAUUUGCAUCAGGUGAGAACAAAACAAAAAGAAAUUUUACAUGUGGAAUUGGAAUUUCAUGUAUUUAAAAAGUCUAAUCUCAGGACUAAAGUAAAAUCUGAGUAUGUACUUUGAAGCUGUAAAGCAGUUAUUUGAGCUUUGGUGAACACUGGCACAGUAUAAACGUGUAUGAUUACUGACUGUGCUGUUAAAUUGAGAAUUCAGACUUUAACAAUGAAUUAAUUGUAAGUAUAUAUAUAUAUUUUUUUUCCCAGUUUUGAAAGUGAUACAAUUGACAUGAACAGAAUGAACAGUUCUUUGCUCUAACUGAAUCUAAAUAAUAUAAUUUUCAUCAAAAAAAAAAACAAUUUAUGCAUAACAUGUAAGUCGGUCAUUUAUCAGUGUUUUUAUCAAUGGAAUUUCAUGCCUCAUCACUUUUGAUGGUGACCAGACAACCUGAGCGUCACAAGGUGUGAAGUGACUUGUCACACAUACUUGAAGACGAGAGUGCAACCAAAAAUUGUUAGUUGCUCAGUACUUCCGUGUCACAACAGACUGGAAAUGCCUUUUAAACAUUAUUUCCUGCAGUGCAGCAGUGUAGUGCCUUUGGAGUACCUCAAGGAGCCAAGACAAUGGUCAAAAGGGUGAUGCACUGGAUAUGUGCACCGGAUAUCUGUGGAAAUCAGAGCUUGAAGAAGGACCCAAAACAGGAGUUCGUACUGUGAAACAAACGAAAUGAAUUGGAAAACUGUUGAAACGAUUUCUGCGGGCAUGGAAGGCCAAGUAUCGGUCUUGAUUCUGUGUUGUGACCUGUUGUCUGCCUCCGCCGUGCCGUAGACUCACACUACCAGACCUUCUGAACCUGUUCCAGGCUCUGAAAGUGACACUUUGCGACAUCCCCACUGCGUCUGCAACUUCACAUUGAGUCAUGCCUCCUUGCAGCAUCCCAAUGGCCCUGUUGAGGUCAGCAUCGCACAGUCUCACUAAAUGUGGCAUUCUCAAUGCUUUCUGACCUCAAGUGAACCUUUCAGAGCAUUAUAUGAUGGUCAGUUCUCAAUUAAGGUCACCUGUGACAGGUCGGUUGGUACCUAAUCACAAAUAAUCAUGUCUGGAGACCAAUUUAAAGCCACGAAGGAUGAAAUUUCAUUAUUGAAAACACUGACUAACAGAUGUACAUGUUAUGCAUGAAUUGUGAAGAAAAAACACUUUUUGGUUUUAGGACAACUUUGAUGAAAAGUUUUGAUCCACUUCAAAAGUUGACAACUGUGGUUGGAAAGAGCUCUCCAAACAGGUACAAGCGCUAACUCAAACCUCAACCCUUGAUUUGCAAUGUGUUCAUAAGCACUGGCUAUCACACCAUUGAGCUGCCGCACAGUGAUUACUGCUCAUUACAACGAGACCAGUGUCUGGUUUUAUUCUGUCUUUCAUUUUUAAUUUGCAUUCACAAAAUCACAUAAGCAACAUUAGCAAAUUAAAUUGACCACCUGUCCUUUUUUUUUAUAUAUAAUAAAUGACAUCUCAGAGAGUUUAGUUUUGGGAGUGUUGCUGUGUUUAGGUACACUUGUUUCUGGGUUAUCAUGAACAUGUCCUUAUUUUAAGCCGUGCAAUCACCUCAUCACUUUUCCCCUUAUGACAAUCAAUUAUAUGUUAUUUCCUUCUGUGUCAUUAACAUCACGACUGUUGUUUUCAAACUGCAUUUUGUAUGUGUAUUUAUCAGUGGCAAUUGUUUCUUUAAAAAAAAAUACAUUAUCUUAAAGAUUUUGGGUUCAGAAACGUUACCUGUGUGUAGCUAUGCUACUGUUUUGUACUUGUGUUUGCGUUUGUAUUCUGCUAAGUGCACAUCAAUCAGCUUUUGUGGCGUUCCACUGCAUUGAUGCUGACUAAAACUUUGCGUUUUGUACGUUUUCUAAAAACUUUAAUUUGUUGUGAACAAAUUUGCUUGUUGCAUACUUAAGUGUACUUAAAGUACUUUUGGGCAGGUUUCCCUGAUUUAAAAUAAAAUUAACUAGAAAAAAACAAACAAACAAAAAAAGAUCUUCUGGGAAGCCAGUCUCAAGUGUAUCAUUGUCUUAGACCAUAUGAAGAUAUGCAUUGGCUCACCUAAUUGUAUAAU
Toxotes jaculatrix (banded archerfish) is the source of this 4618-nucleotide messenger RNA. RefSeq names its product nuclear receptor subfamily 2, group C, member 2 (gene nr2c2). The transcript is spliced from 15 exons. The record is from RefSeq and is a predicted model, not a curated record. Bases 157 to 2097 code for a protein of 646 amino acids. Gene Ontology annotation, molecular function: zinc ion binding; RNA polymerase II cis-regulatory region sequence-specific DNA binding; nuclear receptor activity. Gene Ontology annotation, biological process: cell differentiation; positive regulation of transcription by RNA polymerase II; positive regulation of embryonic development. NCBI's taxonomy places the organism in Eukaryota, Metazoa, Chordata, Actinopteri, Toxotidae.